Molecule: messenger RNA, 1383 nt
Organism: Bipolaris oryzae ATCC 44560
Lineage: Eukaryota; Fungi; Ascomycota; Dothideomycetes; Pleosporales; Pleosporaceae
Exons: 3
Coding region: 1-1383 (460 amino acids)
Source: RefSeq, a predicted model, not a curated record
AUGGGUAAUCAAAACCUCGGGUAUCCUCUGGAGCCAACUCUCCAGCUUUCGCGCCCUGCAGCUACUGAAAGCAUCUUGCACAUUAUUGAUCUCUUCCUUGACCGACUCCACCCGUCAAUGCCUUUCUUUGAGCGCUCUUACUUAGUCGAUAACAUCCACGCUCAACGCCCAUUGUACGAUCAGUCAUUCAACGCGCUCAUCCAUGCAAUCAGUGCCUUGACCGUCUUCCAGAUGAUGCAAAAAGGAUCGGAACAGCCCAAAUCUCCCGUUCAUAUCGACCAAGCAGAACGGCUGCUCGCAGAAGCCGUGCGAUUACACUCUCAUGCCGACUUUGGCGAAAAUCCAGUUUUGGAGCAUGUCCUCACUAGCGUCUUUUUGUUUGGUUGCCAGUUCUCCAAGGGCAACCAUCACGCUGCCAGAUUUCGGCUUCGAGAAGCAAUUACAUUGGCUGAAACAAUGGGGCUGGAUGAUCCGCAGAUGUAUGAGAAUAUUUCGAGAAAUGAGAAAAAUAGGAGGUUGAGGACAUUUCUUUGUCUGACGGUAAUUCAUCGCGUAUACGCCAUCCAAAGAGACAGCCCCAUAAAUGACUACCUCCUCACCAGCAGCCGCCUCCACAUCGUCCGCACAACCCUAACCCAACUCUCCACCAACUCGGGCCAACCCGACGAAAAAGUCAUCGCAGGCCUCGGCUACAUGGUCGACCUAAUCGACUUUGUCGAUUCCACCUUCGUCAAAUGCUGGCGCAAUCAAUGCUGGAACGACGCAUCCCCCACCCACAUCUCCGCUAAGACCGUUGCUACGCUCUUGCGACGAUACACGCAACCCAUGUCUACGCGCGAAUCCCCAAACGACGCCCAAAGGGCGGAUGUACUGGUCACGAGGCAUUGGAUCUGCCAUAUCCUGUGGGACCUCGGCUCCCGCCACGGGUUCCUGCACGAGGAAAAUGCAGCAGUCCAGAUGCGACCGGAUUACGCAUUAACAAUCGCACACGAUAGUGUCGAGACGUGCGAAUCCCUCGAUAUGAUAUCGCUGGAAUGUCAUGGAGUGGGCCUGGUCGAGAAACUUUACGAUAUCGUUACCAGUGCGAUCAAGGCGACGCAACCGACAGAGGUUGGCUAUGCGAUACCGCAUUUUUCGAGCGAGCCGCUCGGUCAGGAUACAGAUGCCGUGCUAUCGUGGCCAGUGGGGUCGUCGGUAAUCGAGCCUGCUUUAAAUGAGGGAGAAGGGAGCGCGUGGGAUGAGGAGAUAAUAUGUCCAAAAAGUACCCCAUGUUUAGCAGAUUUCGUCAAUCGGUUUCUUGUUAUUUUUGCGUCGUUUCGUGGUGGGAAGCAUCCUUAUUUGAGACCCUAUAUGCGGAUGCUAUGUGAUUUGGAUCUUGUUUGA